Messenger RNA from Ectocarpus sp. CCAP 1310/34, 2962 nucleotides. Lineage: Eukaryota; Phaeophyceae; Ectocarpales; Ectocarpaceae. The record is from the annotation of a GenBank genome assembly.
AUUCGCAUUUUCAACCCGACCAACUCUCUCUUGCUCACUCUUCAGCCCUGCAGCCCCUUGUACAAUUCACACACAAACACACGGUGCACCACGCCAAGGUUGCAGGUGUUGAGCACACGAACCCGAAAUACCACACAGCAGGUCACCUCGCAAGGAGCGGCGGUGUGCAGUUUGGCAACCAGCACUCUUCACGACGAAGCGAUGCCACCCGUUGCCCAGCAAGCAGCCACACACGAGCAAGGCAUGACGCGUUGCAAGAGUUGCGGAGAGCAGUUCGCUCGCAAACCAGGUGCGUUGGGCGAGCUUGCAAGAACGGUCUUGCCUGGCCGAUUGAUUCAUCACACGGAACCAAGUAACAAUUAUACUGCGGAAAUGGCGCAAACCCCGCGUCUGCCCAAUUCCACCGGUGCGAAAGCUGCAACAAGCCAAGCAAGUGCGGCAUGCUCCUCGAUGCCAUACUGUGCUGCGAUUCAUGCAGCAUUCAAUGAGCGAGAGGGACGAAAGGAGUUAAAACAGUCAUGAUUUUUCGAGACCUGGGGGAAGCUGGCUCGCCUUCACUGUCGCCGACGAUCGCUCUUUGAUGGAGGGACGAGGCAGGGAGGGGGGUAGCCAAGGCCCAGUCGAGCAAUCACUCUUCCUUGUCUGGGGACCAAUAUCGGUGCACCAUCAUCACUGCUGCACCAUCCCUGCUAUCACGAGGAUGAAAACUGGCUGCUAUGAUUGCUAAUUUUCAAGGGUGUGUUUGGUACGGUACAUACCGAGGCGUACCAGCGGUAUUAUAUUUCUGGUAUACCGGUACCGAGAUGUUCGGUACGUUUGGUAUGGACUUCAAUACCUUACCGAAGUGUUCGGUACCUUCGGUACGGACUUCAGUACCUUACCGAAAAUAUCGGUACGUUCGGAAUGGACUUCAAUACCUUGCCGAAGUUGUCGGUGCGUUCGUUACAAAUACCGAGAUGUUCGGUACAGUACCGGUAUGAACUGCCAUACCAUACCGGGGAUGCUCGGUACGUUCGGUAUGGACUUGAAUACCGUACCGAAAAUACCGGUGUUCGGGAACCAGGCCUCUGCUGCGCAAAUCGAGCGCGACUUCAGUGGUUGCGGUACCCUCAUGACCUCGAAUGGGAGCCGCACGGACACGUACUGGUUGGAGAUGGUUAUGUUCCUCAAAGCAAACUUCGAUAGCAUCCCCGCGUACGGUGUCAUCCCCAUGAUCGCUUCGAAGGAUAUCCGCUCGUGUCUUCCCGGCCGGUUCUCGGGGCAAGACACGGACUUUGUUGCGGCUGAAAACACCUUCGACUUUCUGAAUAACACGGAGGCGCCAAACGUCGAUGGCCUUACCGUUGGCAUGUCCUUAGUUUAAUAUCGAGAAACAUCUGCUCUGAUACAAUGACGUUAUAUCUUACCCUUUUCUGGUUACUUGUCGCGUGGGGGCACACGUUUCCCACGUUUCCUAGUGUCCGUUCGGUACUUGUCCUUCACUUGGACUCAGUUUGAAAUCUAUGUUUUCGCCGGCCGCUAUUGUUUCGAUUUUGCAACAGGGCAAUUCCCUCUUGAAUUUUUACUGUCGUACAGACCCUUGGAAGUUCAAGUCCUUCGUCGUGUGGUCUAGGUUGGUUGCUUUGUUUUGUUGGACUCGCGCGCGUAAUAAGAGAAAAAUAGGAGUCCAAAAUCAAAUCAUAAUUCUAAAACUGAUGAUAACAUUAAAAUUAUACUCCGUAUUCAAGAUGAAGACUCGUGUUAUUUUAUUUUUUGUUUUGCUGUUCUCUCCUGCCUUCCAUUUUCAAUAGGGAGAGUCUCGGAUUCGGAUUGACUCCGUACCAUCUUUGUUAGGUCUUGCUGUUGUACGCACACGCACAUUCCUGAUGAGCAAUAUCAAAAUUGAUAUUGCAUGUUAGGUCUUGCCUUCUUCCGUUCCUCCUGAAGGUGUACCGUGCAUACGAUAGCGUAGGUUUGAUGAGGGGAUAGCGAAGGUUAGGUGUCGAUAUAUCUUGGAAAACAGUAUUUGAAAACACGGACACAGGGAGAAUGUAGGAUAAUGGAAACAACUGAUCUGACUGAUAGUAGUCGUGAGAGGCAUGACCUUGGAAGAACUUGUAGGGGGCGAGGAACACAACAUGCAUAAUUUGGUGGAGGCGCCUGGGUGACUCUGUAGAUCACGGCAAAAGGAUUAUCUUGCAGAGGUAGUACGUAGAGGCUAUACGUUUUUCUUGAAGGUGGUGAAAGUAAACAAUGUUGUUCUUGUUUGUAGUAUGCUUGAUUUGUCGUGCCUCCUUUCGUGGACCGAUUGUUCUUGGUUUGUUGGGCUGCGUACGGAGUUGGUGCCAAUGAUUGCAUCUUAUUUCCGAUUUUACUACAUUUCCUCCCUUUUUUUUCCCUCUCCCUGUGUGCCUCUCUGGGUAGGGUAUGUAAUGAGACAAUUGGGGGAGGCGGGGAGGCGUAUCACCUCGUACCAUGCAAGUUAUAGCCAGCCAGCUCCUCUAUGCGCGUAGGUUUGGAUAUUCUAGACGAGGAAAACCUCCGCUACUUUGAUGAAAUGAAUGUGAAAUGGUUUCGGGGGACAUCAACCCCUUGCAUGAUAAUCUAGACUAACUGCCCCACACACGAUUCGGUCCACCCCUGUUGGGGGGGGGGAAGGUUUGGUAGGCAAAGGCUGAUGGCUGUGAUUUUCUUUUUCGCACGUGGUGAGCAAUAAUCAAGGUGUUCGGACGGCCAUUCCUUCUGCUGUAUCUCGGAUCCGUGUCAAAGGAAUGUGAGCACCCUUAACCCCAACGCCUCCAUUAGUGCCAUGUCUUUGGGGUCAACCUGCUCACAUAAGCACCCAAGGGGUUCGCAUAUGUCAGAAGGUCCUAGUAAGAGAUCGGGACGGUUUUCAAUGUCAAGAGAGCUCUAGUGGCUGUUGCGUGGUUCUUCGUGCUGCUUCUAUUUUCCUUUUUUGUCGUCAACGCCGGGCAGGAACCUU